CCGAGCUCGCGCGCGCGUCACCGCCCGCCGUCUUCUUCUCCGGCUCCGAUGCGGGGGGUGGGAGGGGAGGGGGGAAUGGCGGCGAGGAAGAAGCGGGUGGGGAGGUACGAGGUCGGGCGGACCAUCGGGCAGGGCACGUUCGCCAAGGUCAAGUUCGCCGUCGACGCCGACACGGGCGCCGCCGUCGCCAUGAAGGUGCUCGACAAGGACACCAUCCUCAACCACCGCAUGCUCCACCAGAUCAAAAGGGAGAUAUCGAUAAUGAAGAUUGUAAGGCACCCCAAUAUAGUUAGGCUAAAUGAGGUUUUAGCGGGAAAGACAAAGAUAUACAUAAUCUUGGAGCUUAUCACUGGAGGCGAACUGUUUGAUAAAAUAGCUCACCAAGGGAAGCUUCGUGAAAAUGAAGCACGGAAGUACUUCCAGCAGCUUAUAGAUGCCAUCGAUUAUUGCCAUAGCAAAGGAGUCUAUCAUAGAGAUCUGAAGCCUGAAAACCUGCUUCUUGAUUCGCAUGGAAACUUGAAAGUUUCUGAUUUUGGACUUAGUACUCUGGCCCAGAAAGGAGUAGGCCUUCUCCAUACAACUUGUGGAACACCAAAUUAUGUUGCUCCUGAGGUGCUUAGCAACAAUGGCUAUGAUGGAUCUGCGGCAGAUGUUUGGUCAUGUGGUGUUAUUCUUUAUGUUUUAAUGGCUGGAUACCUUCCUUUUGAGGAAAAUGAUCUUCCAACAUUGUAUGACAAGAUAACUGCAGGUCAGUUUUCAUGCCCUUAUUGGUUCUCUCCAGGUGUUACGUCGCUUAUCCACAAAAUACUUGAUCCAAAUCCAAAAGCUCGUAUCACUAUUGAACAAAUAAGGGAAGACACAUGGUUUAAGAAGACUUAUGUGGCCAUUAAACGUGGUGAGGAUGAAAAUGUUGAUCUAGAUGAUGUGCAGGCUGUUUUUGACAAUAUUGAGGACAAGUACGUAUCUGAGCAAGUGACUCGUAAUGAUGGUGGUCCUCUAGUGAUGAAUGCCUUUGAGAUGAUUACGUUAUCUCAAGGUUUGGAUCUGUCUGCAUUAUUUGAUAGACAGCAGGAGUUUGUCAAACGUCAAACUCGUUUUGUCUCAAGGAAACCAGCAAAGACUAUAGUUGCUACUAUUGAAGUUGUUGCUAAGUCUAUGGGUCUCAAGGUCCACUCUCAGAAUUAUAAGUUGCGUCUUGAAGGUGUAUCUUCAAACAGAAUGAGCCCGUUUGCUGUUGUUCUACAGGUUUUUGAAGUUGCUCCCUCUCUGUUCAUGGUUGAUGUUCGAAAGGUUGCCGGUGACACGCUGGAAUACCACAGGUUCUACAAGAAAUUAUGCAACAAGAUGGAAAGUAUAAUCUGGAGACCAAUAGAAGUUUCAGAAAAAUCCACAUUGCUAAGGACGGCCACUUGCUAGCCUAGCGUUAACGCAGCUGCACAUCCUGCAGCAAUGGGGGCUUCCAGUUGUCAAGUUGGAGAGUUUCUUGUGCUUUUAAUCUGGCACUGAUGCCGUCCACCGAAGUUGCUCUUGCAGGCACUGCAUGUAUCAUAACUGAGUCAGUUCUUCAGUAGAUCAGACGAUGCUGCUUACCGCACCAGAUGUUUUGGUAGUAUAUAGAACUGUAGAUAGUCCAUAUAGCGACCAAUUGUGCAGUCUGUAUGUAACAUGGAUAUAGAUAGGUUUCUUCAGCUGGCUCAUGUGUUUGUUUGUAGUAAAUAAGCUGGUUAUUCUGGACUGCUUGACUUGUGAACAUUGAAAAGUUCCCCCUGUAUGUUGGAACAGUUCUUAAGGAUGAGAUGGAAAUAGUAGUAACCGUA
Molecule: messenger RNA, 1817 nt
Organism: Oryza brachyantha (malo sina)
Lineage: Eukaryota; Viridiplantae; Streptophyta; Magnoliopsida; Poales; Poaceae
Product: CBL-interacting protein kinase 24
Exons: 14
Coding region: 49-1416 (455 amino acids)
Biological process (GO): signal transduction; protein phosphorylation
Molecular function (GO): ATP binding; protein kinase activity
Source: RefSeq, a predicted model, not a curated record